AAACUUAUAAUCAGUGACACUUUGUUGUUUGGUCAUUACUUGGAGGAUAUUGGUCAGUUUAAUACGUGGUACUUGAAAUAUUGGGUUGUACAUUCUUUGACUGUGAAGAGGACUCUGAUAAGAUACAUUUCCAUGAGAAGGAACAAACUAAUCAAUCAUGGCUCGUACGAAGCAGACUGCACGUAAGUCUACCGGUGGGAAAGCUCCCCGCAAGCAACUGGCCACCAAGGCCGCGCGUAAGAGCGCCCCGUCCACCGGUGGUGUCAAGAAGCCUCAUCGUUACAGGCCCGGUACCGUGGCUCUCCGUGAGAUCCGUCGCUACCAGAAGAGCACGGAGCUGCUGAUCCGCAAGCUGCCAUUCCAGCGUCUGGUCCGUGAGAUCGCUCAGGACUUCAAGACCGAGCUGCGAUUUCAGAGUGCGGCUAUCGGAGCCCUGCAGGAAGCUAGCGAGGCCUACCUGGUUGGACUCUUUGAGGACACCAACCUGUGCGCCAUCCACGCCAAGCGUGUGACCAUCAUGCCCAAGGACAUCCAGUUGGCUCGUCGCAUCCGUGGCGAGCGUGCCUAGGCUCUGAUGGCCCCGGCAGAGCGUUGCCAACUCAGCCGCUCCUUUCUUGGUGGUGUUUUUUUUUUAUUUUAAAUAAAUUCCUUGGCAAAUUUCUUCUUGUAGCCUUGCCAAACCGAUAGAGUAUUUUUACAAUUUGACGUUGUGCGUAUGUGUGUGGUUUCGUGCUUGUUUGCCCUCUGGCUUCGUGAGUAAUUAAUAUGUUUUUCCCUUCAUUUUGUACUUUUUGUUUUUAGAUUUUAACUAAAAAUGUGCUCUUUGCUUAAAAUCUUACAGUCUCAUUGCCUCAAGUAAUACACAAAUUGUGCUGGGAAAAAAAUCAACAUAACGGAAAUACCAUUUUGAAUUCAAAUGCAACCUCAAUAUCAAUCUGGGAAACUGAUGUGAAAAUCCCACCCUGUCUGUAAUUGGAUAUCACGCAAACGUACCAAUCUUUGAUUUUUCUUUCUGUACUACCUGAGGUAAUUAUGAGAACACAUGUCAUUCAAAUUAUGUGAGUGUUGUCAUUUCUAGUUAAAGUAUCGAUGUUUAUCGCUUGUAAGUAGCUUUCUCGCCCUUAAUUUAUCAAAAGAAUACACUUGGCGUAAAAACAAAAAGAACAUGCAGCAUAUAAAUUGCAUUUGUUAGGAAGUUUACAGACUGAAAUUUCCCCAAGACUCUCGUUAAUACGAGGUUUUAUUUAUGUCCUUUUUACCAGCAUACCAAGACAAGGCAAGCCUAAUAGAGCUGGUCCCAGAGUUCACAAAACUCUAGUUUAAUUGAUUCAGAACGGCUUAUUCACUGGAUGCCCAUUACAGUUGAUCCUAUUUGAUUGCAAUGCCGGGCUCUCUUCAACAUCCUACAACCAGUCUCAGUCAGUAAGUCUGUCAGUCAGUAAGAUAAGUACAAAGAUAGGAAAGAAUGUUGCAACCUGACGCCACUUCUUUUUUCUUCAUACAUCAUCUCAAUAAAGGUCAGACAUGGCAAAAAUGUUGAAAAGACAUGAAUCUGGGACUGAGAAACAUUUCCAAUUUUGUUGGGAAAUACUUGGAAGAUUGUCUUAACUCUUCAUGGACUUAGUACACAAUUGCUCAAGUGGAGUCUGGAUACUACAUUCUUUUCCUAAGAUAAUUACUAGGCUGACCCUCACAGACAAGCAGAUGCAUUACAUCAUUUUUGCCUUUUUCAGAAAAAAAGGAAAACAAUCUUUGUAUUAAACAAGACUUGAAAUAUUCACCGAGGCUACAUUUGUUGUUUGUAAGUGGUAAUGUUAAAACCGUAUUUUACUACAUUCUAUAAAAGGGGACCAAACAACUUAUUCGUACUCAGACAAGUACACAAAAUGUAAAACUUCGGUGCUGGCAAUGUACGGAAGUUCUAUCAGGGAUUUUUUCAACAAGUUUUGGAUUGUAUUUUUUGGAUGUGUAUAAGUCCCAUAUACCCUGCGUGAAUUAUUCUAUUUCGUCUGUUUUAGUGUCUUCAAUUGAUUAGUUAUUAACAUGUAGCCAGUAAUAUGUCUGUGUCAAUAAGGAAAUUGUCUAUGUAAAGUAUCUUAAGUAGUUUGUUCCCAGACCCAGGUAAUACUAUUCACAUUCAUUGGUGAUAUAAGGACUAUCUUAAAGGCAUAAGGAUCAUUUGCUUUUCAUGCAUGUUGUUCGUUUACAAUAAUACCACCACUCAAAAUCCAAAGAAGAAUGUUCAAACCCUAUUAAACCUGUUGAGGUUUCAGCCCAGUGGAUACAAAAUGCAUUACACUCCGAUAAAGCAGUGAAAACCCAUGCACAACCUUUCGAUCACGAAACACAGUUUCGUCCACAGAACUCUUUCUAAAAACCAGUCGAUUGACUGAUGAUUGGAAAUCGCUUCAUUUCUUGAUUUCUUCUAAAUGACAGCAAACCAGACGGCUAAUUGCUUGAUUAUUAUUCGGUAGGUUACUUUUGGAAUACAUGCAAAUGAUUUUUCAUGUAUAUGCCUUUAAAUAUGAAAUAUUACAUAAAAAAAAACUCUCCAUGAAAAAUGCCAUCCGAGACCUCAAGUAUUUGGAGGAUUGUAUGCUGCCCUCAUCAUUUGCGUAAUUGUAAUAAAAUACUCCCCAAUUGGAAAAAAAA
Patiria miniata (bat star) is the source of this 2652-nucleotide messenger RNA. Its product is annotated as histone H3.3A. Gene Ontology annotation, molecular function: DNA binding; protein heterodimerization activity; structural constituent of chromatin. Gene Ontology annotation, cellular component: nucleosome. The coding region runs from base 158 to 568 and encodes 136 amino acids. Lineage: Eukaryota; Metazoa; Echinodermata; Asteroidea; Valvatida; Asterinidae. The record is from RefSeq and is a predicted model, not a curated record. The transcript is spliced from 3 exons.